UUAACCUUUCCUCUUUGUCUCAAUCUGUCAUAUGCAUGCAUACAGGGUGGACGUAUUGACCACAGUGAUGUAUGCAUGCAGAAACUGACAAUUUUUUACACUCCUGAGAAAGAUUGUAAGAUAAUGUUUACUUUAUAUAGAAAUUUUAAACCUAAGGUGUCCGAAACCUUUUUUUUGUGACUCAUCAAAUGUAAAGUUUUUAAGUGUGCUCUUCUGUACAGAUUUGGAUCAAAUCGAUCUAAAGCCACCAACCCACCUCCGCAUGUCGCUGUGAAAUAUUUAUCGCUUUCCUCUUUGUCUUUUGUCCUCUAUGCCAACAGCUGCCUCUUUAUAAUAGAUCUUCCCUCCUGCUUUAUACACAUAAACACAGUGUCAUGUCAACACAGAGAUACAUUCACCACCUGUAGCUGCUCUGCAAAUGACAGACAGAAACACAGCAGACCUGCUCGCAUUAACACAGCUCCAGAAUGCAUCUGCUGUUGGUUCUUCUCUUUGUUCUUGAAGUCCAGUCGAGAUCCACCAGCCACAACUUUACAACCGACUGCCUCUAUCAUGUGGAGCUCAAAGCCGCCAACUGCACCAGCAGCAAUUUCACGCACCUGCCCGUCUCCGUUCCACCCUAUACCGAACAACUUGACUUGUCCUUCAACCACAUAAGUGCCAUACGACCCCGAGCUUUCCAGACCACACGAAGACUUCGCGUCCUUCUUCUGAACGGCAACACCAUUAGCGCACUGGCCGAUGGGGCCUUCUUCUUCCUAGAAGAUCUGCUGAGACUGGACCUGAGCAGAAACCGAAUCUCAUCGCUGAGCGGAGGUUUCUCGUUGGGACUUGGGUCCCUUCGUGAGCUGUCGCUGGCUGAAAACAAGUUAAGCGUCAUGGAAAGUGAUUGCUUCGUCCACUUGGACUCAUUACAAAAACUCAACCUGAGCCAUAACGCCAUCAAAACCAUCAAGAUGAGAGCGUUCGGCUCCACGAGUACCCUACGCCAGAUACAACUGGACUGGAACAACAUCACGGUUCUCAACAACGGGAUCUUCUCCAUGCUUCGCAACCUCGAAGUUUUAAAUUUACGACACAACCAGAUCCACGCGCUGGAUGUUGGGGUUCUUUCGCCCUUGACCAGUCUUGCCUUACUGGAUCUCACCAGCAAUAACCUAUCGUCCAUUCAGUUCAAGACCUUCUUGAGUCUCAAUACGUACAGCACCCACAUCAUGCUUCAAGGAAACCCGUGGAAGUGCGACUGUGAUCUUCAGAGAGUGUUUCGAAAGCUUUGUAACGUCAAGAGGUUGUUCCUAGAUGACUACGACAGCCUCAAUUGCUCCAAUUUGGAUGAGAUACACGGUUACUCAAUGGGUUUCGAUACUGAGCUGUGUGUCGCUGAAAUGGUAACCGUCCUUGUCAUCACCAUCACCGUGUUUAUCACGGUUGUGGCCGCCAUCGUGAUGGCAGAGAAAAAGAGGAAGAAAAAGAUCAAAGAAAAACAUUGGACGGAGGUUAGAGAGGCAUCCAAGGCUGAUCGAUCCUAUUACUAAAUUAUUAUGACUGUCAAUAAGAUACACAUACAAUGAAGUGACUAUUGAACAUUGCCCUUGUAAGGUGUUUGUGAAAGUUAUGAAAGAAAACAUGCAUUUGGUGAUGUUUUCAUUUAUUAAUUGAUUUAUUUGUAUUUUCUACAUGUAUAACUUUACUGAUUGAUUAGUUAUGAGACUUUAAAUCGCUACCUUUCAUGUUAUUUGUGUUUGCCUUACCGAGGAACAUCUCUGAAUAGGUCUCAUAGUUAAUUUUAUAAUAAUCUACCCAACUUUGCUGGUGCAGGUACAACACAGUCCGGCAGGUGGCA
Molecule: messenger RNA, 1843 nt
Organism: Paramisgurnus dabryanus
Lineage: Eukaryota; Metazoa; Chordata; Actinopteri; Cypriniformes; Cobitidae
Cellular component (GO): plasma membrane
Molecular function (GO): protein binding
Source: RefSeq, a predicted model, not a curated record